CGCUGCUCCUGCGCCACUUCCGGUCGCCCGCGUGGACCGUGGUCAUCCACGCGGUGCCCAUCGCCCCUGAUGCCGCCCCCUCGCCCCUGCGCCCCUUCCUCGUUGUCGCCACCAACACCACGACCACCUCCUCCCCAUCCGCCUCCUCACCCUCCCCCCCGUCGUGUCCCGUGCCGCUAGUGGCGACGACGUUCCCGCGCGUGGGCAGCAACGGCAUCCACCCCGAGCAGCUGGCGGACCUCUUCACCCUCGUGGACCAGGAGAACCUUAUCCGAUCCGCACCCCCCUUUCCCACACCGCUCCCUGCUGCCGCCGCUGCUGCCACCAGUGUAGACGCCGCACGCUCCCAGUCCCCUCCCUCUGCGCACCCCGCCUCGCCCCCCACCUUGGCAUCCUUAGCAGCAUACAGUGGUGGCCGGCGCGUGCUGUGCCACCUAUCGCCGCAUGUGCCAGGGGGGCCAGCAGCAACAGCCGUAGCACGUGGUGGGGAUGGUGGGGAGAGUGCAGGGUGCGAGAUUGCUCUGAUGCCACCUGUGCCUGCUGACAGCGCCUCUCCCUCUGGCAGCCAUGCAGCAGCAGCAGGUGGUGGUGGGGUCGUCAGUGCGUUCACGGCCACGGUGCUGGACGCCACGCCUGCCAUGCUGGAUGGGGCCUCCCUGCCAUGCGCUGUCUUCCUCGUGCCACAGGGCAUGAACCGCGACUGGCUGUACGCGGCGGAGGAGGGCCAGUGGCAGCUCGUGGAGUCCGCCAAUGCGCAGCGCCUCAUCCUGGUGCAGCAGAACGAGCAGCCGGGACAGAAGCCCUUGCCCAUGGCUCAAGUGCAGGAGGAGCUGUCGCCGCUCGUGCUGCAGCUGGCGCCUGACUUCUGCAAAAAGACUCGCUACGCCAUCCCGUACAUGACGACUGAGACUGCUGCCGUCACUGGCACACUCGUCGCUGAGGUGGUGUCCCCAUUGACGGGCGCCAUUCUGGUGCUGGACGACGUGUCGUCACCCCCCCAGUGCACGCGCAAGCUGGUGUUCCGCCGCAACCCCAACCUCGUGCAGUCCGACGCCGCGCUCCUGCCCGCGCCGCCCACACGCCCUGCAGCAGCGCAUGAUGAGGAGAGCGGCAGCACGGGCACUGGGGCGUCCGGAGGCGUAGCGAAGACAGGAGGGAAGAAAGGUGGAGCGGGAGGGGCUGAGAAGCAAGGGAAGGGAGCCGCCGCAGCAGCAGGUUUGACGACAGCAGGUGUGAGCAAGAAGGGCAGGCGAGCCGCGGCGAAAGCAGCGAGGAAGCAGCAGGCGGCAGAGGAGGGGGGGGUGGUGCAGUGGGUGGUGGAUCACGGGCAGCUGGCGUCGCAGUACCACGGCGCCAUGGUGGCGGGGCUCAGCCUCGUGGCGCCACACAUGGAGGCCCGGGAGAGGAGCAGCGCACAGCUGACAGCAGCCGUGAUAGGGCUGGGCGGAGGGGCUCUGCCCAUGUUCCUGCGGCAGCACUUCCCCUUCACGCGCAUCACGGUGGCGGAGUUGGACGCGGUGAUGGCACAGGUGGCGAGGGACCACUUUGGCUUCGUGCACGACUCUGUGCUGCAACUGCACAUUGGGGACGGCGUGGCGCUCAUCCACUCCAUUGCGGCUGCCCAAUGCUGCACCCAAGGGGGGGACGAUGGGGGGGCAGAGGAUGGCAGAGUGGCAGCAGUGGAGCAUGCGGCAGCUGUGCUCUCCCUGACACGCGAGGCUGAACCAGGCACGAGAGGGCAAGAGGGAGUGCUCGUGGCAGAGGAGGGAGGGAAGCUGGACGUUAUAUUUGUGGAUGCGGACUCGGAUGACCCCAGCACGGGAAUGAGCUGUCCUGCACAGGUCUUCUUGGAGCCGCACUUUCUUCAGUCUGCGCGAGCUGCUCUGAGUGAAAAUGGCAUGCUUGUGCUUAAUGUCGUGGCCCGUGCGAGCACCAAAUACAAGGAGGCUGUAGUUGCUGUGCGUAAGGUGUUCCCAGCCGUCUAUGACCUUGACGUUGACGGGGACAUCAACCGGGUGCUCUUUGCCCUGCCUGCGGUGCCGCCUGCACUCGCUGUGUGCCCAGAUGAGGCAUCAGCAGGGAAGGCUCUCAAGCUUGGUGCUGUGCGCGUGGCAGCACUGGCUGGGAGGUUUGCUCCCUGGGGGAAGGGGCCUUCCCUGGUGAAGCUGGCAGACAGUCUGAGAGUAGCCACAUGACGUCCUGCGAAACCAUGUUAGACAUGGUAUGAAAGGUUUUCAAGCAAUACUCUUUCAAAAUGCGUUUCUUGGCUCGAAUCUGCUUGUAAUGUAAUUUUGGCAUUGUCGAAGCACGUUUGUCGACCUUCUCCCAGUCAGUUGUCCAAGAGG
Molecule: messenger RNA, 2345 nt
Organism: Closterium sp. NIES-67
Lineage: Eukaryota; Viridiplantae; Streptophyta; Zygnematophyceae; Desmidiales; Closteriaceae
Source: the annotation of a GenBank genome assembly